This is a messenger RNA of Haliotis rufescens (red abalone), 1152 nucleotides long. Its product is annotated as E2F-associated phosphoprotein-like. Bases 230 to 1093 code for a protein of 287 amino acids. The transcript has 5 exons. The record is from RefSeq and is a predicted model, not a curated record. Gene Ontology annotation, cellular component: nucleus. Lineage: Eukaryota; Metazoa; Mollusca; Gastropoda; Lepetellida; Haliotidae. Gene Ontology annotation, biological process: positive regulation of cell population proliferation.
GCCGUAGAUGAAGGGAGACAACUCAGCUUUGCCAUGGCACAAAUCUGGAACAUCGUAUUUUAUUCCGAUUCCUACUACACCUGUGAGGAGUUGUUUCGGGGUAUAAACAAGAUGUCUGCGCCCAUGAGAAUCGUGUUGAAAACGUCGCCCGAACUCUUUUAGAACUGAAUCUGUGUUGAUACAUUCUGUACAUUUGAAUCUAUUGCCCGUCUUAUCGUAAGUCCCUAAUAUGUAUGAAGACGAGGACUCCGAUGGUCUUGAUUUCGGCGGCGAUAGCGAGGAUAAUGGAGCAGAAAGUUCUGAAGAUGAACUUGAUACUCUUCUCCACGCAUUACCUGAGGUGAGGCAACGUCUUCAGUAUUGCCGCCAGCAACAAAAGGAACCAGAGGGUGAUGAUUUCGAGCGUGAAAUGAAUGAAGAAGUUCAGCAAACUGUUGCAGCAAUUGAAACAGAAAGAAAGCUUUUGAGUAGAGUUGAAGGAGUAUCACAAGAGGCCACACCCCAUUGUUCAACCACUGAGGUAACAAGCGAGGAGCAGUCUGAGCCCACAAAGUUCUACGACAACAUUUACUUUGAUUCUGAUGAAGAAGACAAUGAAGGAGUCUCAGGUUCCAAGCGGAAACACCCGAUACCAACUGACGAUGACCUUCUGUAUGACCCUAACAUGGAUGAUGAUGAUGAGAGAUGGGUAGUAAAGCAGCGUCAAAAGUAUCGCCCCAAUGACCAGGGAGAUCAGCUCCAUGGAGGAAAAAAGAAGAAAAACAUAUCUCGCAGUGAUGCAGUCUUGAACUGUCCAGCUUGCAUGACGACACUGUGUCGGGAUUGUCAGAGACAUGACCACUAUGACAACCAGUUCCGUGCCAUGUUUGUGACCAGCUGUGUAGUGGACUCAAACGAACUGUUGAAAUUCCCCGAACAAAAAGGACGGAGGAAGAGGAAGAAGAAACAAGACAAAUCCACACCGUGUGAGACGAACAGCAGUGAGGAGGACAAGUACAACCCUGUGAAGUGUGAGGAAUGCAACACAGUUGUGGCCAUGUUUGACAAGGAGGAAGUCUACCAUUUCUUCAACGUGUUGGUCAGCUAUGCAUGAACAUUGAAGACAUGCCAAGUGUAUUAUUUUGUACAUAGUAAUUAAAUCCUAUUUGUUAA